Messenger RNA from Prunus dulcis (almond), 2142 nucleotides. RefSeq lists its product as uncharacterized. The record is from RefSeq and is a predicted model, not a curated record. The coding region runs from base 688 to 1812 and encodes 374 amino acids. Lineage: Eukaryota; Viridiplantae; Streptophyta; Magnoliopsida; Rosales; Rosaceae. The transcript has 3 exons.
UUUUUACUUGCGGCUACAGAGCAUCAACACUGGGGGCAAGUCGUCUUCUUCUUGUCCCAAAAUAUGGUGUGAAGUUGUGAACCGUAAACUUAAGGGAUCUUUUUUUUUUUCUUUUUCUUUUUCUGAGAAAAGUUGGGGACUUUAUACUUUGUAUAUGCUCAUUAGAUCAUAUCAUUGGAUCAUAUCUGGGUCGGGUCCAGUGCAGCCCAUUUUAAAGAGCUUGAAUUUUACCGAGUUUGGGUCUGUUUUUCUGAGGUGGACCAUUAAGCUCUGGUUUGAGGAACAAAUUCCGGAGGUCACCUCUGUCUCAGCAGCUGCAGCGCUUGAAAAUAAGACCGAAGAUUAGUUACCAUAUCUACACAGAGAAUCCAACCGAGACCAAAUCCAGUAACAAUCUUUACUGAAAAUUGAAUCUUUUGGCCAAUUUGUAAUGAAAAAUAAACCUCACGUGUUUCAUGCUUCGUAGUAAAAGUAAAAGCAACUUCACACCUACUGCCUGCCACGUAACCCAUAACCCAGAACAGACUGCGCACCUUUCAAUUUUCAAGCUUUUGAGACCCAAAACAAAAAAUUUCAAGCUUUGAACCGAAAACCUAAUUUCUGCUCGUCUCCGACAGCAAUUUUCGACGGUAGAAGCUCCCCAUCAAGCUCUGUCCAGUCGGCUAAUCAGAUCCGUCCACCUCAGCAAUGCUCUGUUCGGUGCCUGCCAACAAGUCCGGUUCGAACUGGCUGGACCGGCUCCGGUCAAACAAGGGCCUUCCGACCGGCGACAAUCUUGACCUCGACCACUUCCUUAGCCGAAACACAAACUCUUCCUCGGAAUUCCCAACUCCCAAUGUCUCAUCGUCCACAGAGUCGACUCGGCCGGGUUCGGACCGAGUGGUGAAUCAGUCCACAACCUCGUGCCCGAACCGAGAUAACCAGGGAGAGGCAUUCAUCGGCCUGGUGAACAACGUUCUCUCGGAGCUAUUUUUCAUGGGCGGCUCCGACGAACGUUCCAAACUUUUAGGGAAAAAGAUUCCUAGAAAACAAGCAAACCCUAGAGUUUGUGUCACUUCCACGGCCAACUCUGACAGCAAUGCUGCUACUGCAAACGCCACCGAAGAGAAGAGCUCCGACUGGGGUCGAAAUGACGAAAAUGUCCUCGACAAAGCAGCGUGCUUGGACUCGCAAAACGGCAGCUUGAUGAAGAAUAAGGACUUGGGAAAUGUGGGUGGUGAGGAAGGUGAGGAGGUGGAAGAGGAGGAAGAGGAAGAGAAGGAGGAGUUGAGAGAGCUGAAAGGGUAUUCGAUCAGCGAAGUGACGGUGAUCGAUACGAGUUGCGGGGUUUGGAAGACGGAGAAGGUGGUGUUUAGGAGGAAGAAUGUGUGGAAAGUUAGGGAGAAGAAGGCCAAAGUUCGGAAGUUCGGGAGACGUAAGAGAAAAGUGGUUGAUGAGGAAGUUGGUGUUGAAGGCGGUGAUGACAUUGACAAGAAGAAGGCUAAGGUUUCAGCUUUGAAGGAAGCUGAUGGGGAUGAAUGUAUAGCUCUCAAGUCCACUGAAGGACAGAAUUCACAGAAUGACACAAGCAAUGAAGUCUGCGAGGACACACCAGAUAGUCUUAAUGAAAGAGGGGAGGAAUUUGGCAAAGACAUGCCAGAUGCUAAAAGCAAAGAUGCCAAGAAAGGGUUUCCUUUGAACAGAUCACCAAGAAAAAUGAAAAAGGGUGACUCCUCUGUUAUACUUAUUAAAGGCAUUCCUACCGACAAUAAAAAUGGGGGAAAGCUUCUGAGAACGUGUCUCAAGGACAUCCAAAAGCAAUACACGGCUUGAUUGAUCAGUCACCAUAAAAAUGUUUCACUGGAAAGAGGCCGCUUAAUCAAUGGCGGCAGCGGUCUUUCUUUCAGUGUUUGGAUUUGAUUGGCCCUUUGAUCUCCUUCCAGAAAGGAGUAUAUGCGUUUGGUCUCGUUUAGGACUUGGAGAUGGGGAUGAUCAUGCUGCCUUGUCCUUCGGAAUCAAAAUGUUGUGAAAUAGUGAAUUUGUUCUUUCAUUUGUAAUGCAUGAUAAAAAAGUGUUUGCUCCGAAGGAUUGUUCUGUUGUUCCGGUUCCUGCAAACCUGUUGAUAGAAAAUUCAAUUCAAUCUAGGGAAUCAUUCUAACGAAA